Messenger RNA from Rosa chinensis, 399 nucleotides. RefSeq lists its product as uncharacterized. The coding region runs from base 1 to 399 and encodes 132 amino acids. NCBI's taxonomy places the organism in Eukaryota, Viridiplantae, Streptophyta, Magnoliopsida, Rosales, Rosaceae. The record is from RefSeq and is a predicted model, not a curated record. The transcript has a single exon.
AUGGAUGGGUUUCGAGAGAUGGUGGAUUUUUGUUCUCUUUUUGACUUCAAGGCAGUGGGUCCAAUGUUCACUUGGUCGGGAAUUCGGUGGGGAGAGUUGGUUAAAGUCCGGCUUGACAGAUUCUUAGUGUCUUCCGAGUGGUUGGACUGUUUUCCAUGUUCCCGUGCCAUCAACCUUAAGUCGAACCAGUCAGACCAUCUGCCUAUUUUGAUUGAGAUUAGGAGUAGUCGGUCACAAAAGCGGAGGAGGAAACAAAGGUUCCACUUUGAAGAAUGUUGGCUUUAUGAGGAGGAGUGCAGGAAGAUGGUGGAAUUGGGUUGGUCUAGUGGGACAGGGACUAAUCCCUUUUCUACUAUUUGUAACAAGAUUGCAAACACUAGGGAUGUUCUGUUGGAGUGA